Molecule: messenger RNA, 822 nt
Organism: Trichomonas vaginalis G3
Lineage: Eukaryota; Parabasalia; Trichomonadida; Trichomonadidae
Product: phage tail repeat-like family
Exons: 1
Coding region: 1-822 (273 amino acids)
Source: RefSeq, a predicted model, not a curated record
AUGAAGAAGGUGGAUAAGGAAUAUGUGGAUAGUGAAUUAAAUAAGAAGGCAAAUUUGGUUUAUGUUGAUGAAAAAGAUAAUGAAAUUAAAGAAAAGGUUGAAUGGUAUCAUGAAUGGACAUCGGAGACUUUUAAAGUUAAAGCUGAUACAGGAUGGGUUUCAGGAUGUUUAGACCUUAAAGCAGAUAAAACUUAUGUUGAUGAAAAAGAUAAUGAAAUUAAAGAAAAGGUUGAAUGGUAUCAUGAAUGGACAUCGGAGACUUUUAAAGUUAAAGCUGAUACAGGAUGGGUUUCAGGAUGUUUAGACCUUAAAGCAGAUAAAACUUAUGUUGAUGAAAAUUAUGCAAAGAAGUCGGAAGUAAAUGAUGUGAUUACAAGCAUGAAAAAUGAAAUACUUCAAACAUUAUAUCCUGUUGGUUCUAUUUAUACGUCAAUGAACUCAACAAAUCCCGCAACAGUUCUGGGUUUUGGUACGUGGAAGCAGAUUGUAGAUAAAUUCUUAUACUGUGCUAGAUAUUCAAAGCAAACAGGAGGUUCGAAGAAAAUUAAAGAAGCAAACCUUCCACCGCACACUCAUACAGGAACGACAAACUUUUCUGGCGACCAUAGCCACUCAUUAAGAGACCACCCAUUAUACAACUCAGAGUAUGAAGCUGGCAAUGACGUUUUAUCUCCAUCUUAUAACAAUGCAGCAAAAAAGAUUUUUCGACCAACUGAACCAGGAGGAAAUCAUGUCCAUACUUUCACAACAAAUCCAACAGGCUUGGGUAAAGAUUACAUGCCACCAUUUGUGACUGUAUUUGCAUGGUACCGAAUGAACUAA